AUGGAAGGCAAGAUGAUUGGUCCGGGUCCGUAUAGGGCAACAAAACUGUGGAAUGAAAUUAUAAAGCUCUUCCGUGGAGGUAUGCCUUUGCGAAGACACUGGGUGCAUUUCCGCAGCUAUGACAACAGUUUCACCGCAUCAGAGGCCGUUGAUUACCUACACCAACUUCUGAAACGCAAUCAUAACUUUGGACCAGAGGUGACGCGCUAUCAGACUCUCCAGCUGCUCAGAAAAUUCUUGAAAAACCAUGUCAUUGAAGAUAUCAAAGGGCGCUUUGGUAGAGAAGAUUUUGAAGACAACGGACAACUGUACAGAUUUCCCCCGCGGUCUCCCCUUAAGCCUCUGCCCAAGCGAACACCAUGCAAGGAGAUCAACAGCUUUCCACGGAUUCCACAGUGGGACGACUACGAAGGGGUUCCAGAACCGGACCAUGUUCCCAUGAAACCUCUUGUUUUAAACUCGGAGAACUGGAACAAGAGGCAUAGCAUAGCGAUCGGAGAGGUGCCGCGAUGCAAACUGAUUCAGAGGCGAGAGAUCGAACCGCGACACGUCGGUCAGGUCUGGAAGUCUAUGACGCUGACUCAUUUACAGAGGGUCUUGGGCUUAUCGUCGUUGGAUGGAGUACUGGACGCCACGCUCGUGCAUUCAAAGCACAUAAUGCACAACGUGUUCAGUGUUAACAAACAAGGGGUCGUUAUUCUGAAAAACAAAGCAGAUGACCUGCCACACUGGGUUCUGUCAGCUAUGAAAUGCUUGGCAAACUGGCCCAACGGAAGUGACGCUAGACAGCCCAUGUACCCAGGCUUUGAGAGAGAUGUCUUCAGAACCGUGGCUGAGUACUUCCACAGACUGAGAGAACCUCUGCUGACCUUUCACCUGUACGAGGUGUUUGUCAACAUUUUGGGUCUCCUUCAGAAGCAGCAGGUUGCCAGUGAAGCGUUACAGGUCUGCUGCCUCCUCCUGCCCUCUGCCAACCGCCGUAAACUGCAGCUGCUGAUGCGUCUGAUGGGGCGAGUGUGCCAUAACCCCACACUCCCUCCCCUUAAUGACGCCAUAGCAACCCGGACCCUGAUGGUGCAGACCUUCUCUCGCUGCAUCCUGCGCUCUGCGGACGAGGUUGAUCUGGACGAGCUGUUGGCCACCAAGCUGGUCACGUUUAUGAUGGACCAUCACGAGGACAUCCUCAAAGUGCCGUCCACCCUGCAGAGAUCUGUGGAGGACCAUCUUUCCCACCUGCGCAGGGCUCAGAUAAAAUACGCUGGCGCAGACACGGACACCUCUGUGCUGUCUCCGUCGCGUUCCUUCUGCAGACAGAUCAGCAGAGAGGAGUUCGAGGAGCAGAGAGUCACUGCUUCUCAGGGAGCGAUGGCCGAACUGCUGGAAAACAUCAUUCAAGACAAGAACAUGUCCGUCAAGGACAAGAAAAAGAAACUGAAACAGUUUCAGAGAUCUCAUCCUGACAUCUAUAAAAGACGUUUCCCCACGGCGGAGAGCGAAGCGGCCGUGUUUCCGGAGCGAACGCAGCGCCUCAAGCCCCAGAUGAUGUUCCUCGCCUUGAGGAAACCCCUCCAGCCUUUCCAGAGGAGCUGGAGCUUCCGAGCCUGA
Molecule: messenger RNA, 1605 nt
Organism: Chanos chanos (milkfish)
Lineage: Eukaryota; Metazoa; Chordata; Actinopteri; Gonorynchiformes; Chanidae
Product: DEP domain-containing protein 1B-like
Exons: 11
Coding region: 1-1605 (534 amino acids)
Biological process (GO): intracellular signal transduction
Source: RefSeq, a predicted model, not a curated record